AUGCCGCGCCAACUAGCCGCCUCGUGGGGCCACGUACUCUCGCUCCUUGCUCUCCAGUUCCUCGUCGUCGCAGUCACUGCCUACGGCGCUCUUUCAGACGACGUCCUCCGAAACAUCACCGUCAACGAGGCCGACUUCGACAUACACAACGGAGGCCUUCUCGCGCCACUCCUCAUUCCCCGAGUUCCCGGCACGCCUGGCCAGGCCAAGGCGCAGGAACACCUGGCCAGUUUCUUCAGGACUCAACUGCCGAAGUGGAACAUAACAUGGCAAAACUCGACGGCGACGACGCCCGCGACCGGGACGAAGCAAGUUCCCUUUGCGAACCUGAUAGCGAGGAAAGAGCCUCCGUGGACCAAGCCGGGCCAGGCGAACUACCUCACAUUGGUGGCGCACUACGAUAGUAAGAUGAAGCCAGAUGGGUUCAUUGGGGCAACCGACAGCGCCGUGCCUUGCGCCAUUCUGUUGCAUGUGGCGAGGUUCAUCGACGAGUAUAUGACGCGGAUGCACGACGAGAUGAUUGCGCUCGGCGAGCUUGGAGGAACUGUCCCCAUGGACAUGGGCGUACAGAUCCUCUUGCUGGAUGGCGAGGAGGCUUUCGUCGCAUGGACGGCUACGGAUUCACUCUAUGGAGCCAGGUCGCUCGCCGCCGAAUGGGAAACGUCCAUGAACCCAGCCAUGUCUAUCUACAAGACCCCGCUGGAGCAGAUUAGCAUGUUCGUGCUCCUCGACCUCUUGGGAACUGCCGGCCCGACCGUCCCGUCAUACUUUCAAACGACACACUGGGCUUACCAGGGCAUGGCGAGCGUUGAGAAGAGAAUGCGCAACCUUGGACUCCUGGAGAGCACCCCGGCCCAGUCAUUCCUUCCCGAAGCCGACAAGAGUCCCAAUCUGUUUGGUUCCGCCGGAGUCCAAGACGACCAUAUUCCCUUCAUUACACGUGGGGUCCCGACGCUCCACCUCAUACCCUCACCGUUUCCCGUCGGCAUAUGGCAUACCAUGAACGAUGAUGGCGCACACCUGGACCCUGCGACUGUGCGAGAUUGGGCGAAGAUUGUGACGGCCUUUACCAUGGAGUGGUUGGAUAUGAUGGAAUUAUUCCCAGAACAAUAA
Messenger RNA from Neoarthrinium moseri, 1113 nucleotides. RefSeq lists its product as uncharacterized. The transcript has a single exon. The record is from RefSeq and is a predicted model, not a curated record. The coding region runs from base 1 to 1113 and encodes 370 amino acids. NCBI's taxonomy places the organism in Eukaryota, Fungi, Ascomycota, Sordariomycetes, Amphisphaeriales, Apiosporaceae. Gene Ontology annotation, molecular function: zinc ion binding; glutaminyl-peptide cyclotransferase activity.